This is a messenger RNA of Henningerozyma blattae CBS 6284, 786 nucleotides long. RefSeq names its product proteasome regulatory particle base subunit RPN10 (gene RPN10). Gene Ontology annotation, molecular function: polyubiquitin modification-dependent protein binding. Gene Ontology annotation, cellular component: proteasome regulatory particle, base subcomplex; nucleus; cytosol. Gene Ontology annotation, biological process: proteasome-mediated ubiquitin-dependent protein catabolic process. The coding region runs from base 1 to 786 and encodes 261 amino acids. Lineage: Eukaryota; Fungi; Ascomycota; Saccharomycetes; Saccharomycetales; Saccharomycetaceae. The record is from RefSeq and is a predicted model, not a curated record. The transcript has a single exon.
AUGGUUUUAGAAGCUACUGCCCUAAUUGUUGAUAACUCAGAAUAUUCACGUAACGGUGAUUUCACACGUACUCGUUACGAAGCUCAAAUGGAUGCAGUUGAAUAUAUUUUCCAAGCUAAAAGAAAUAGUAACCCUGAAAAUACAAUUGGUUUGAUAUCUGCAGCCGGUAAUAAUCCACAAGUUUUGUCAACUUUCACAUCCGAGUAUGGUAAGAUUUUACAAGGAUUGAAUGAUAUAAGCAUUGAUGGUUCGAUAUCUUUAAACACUGCCAUACAAAUUGCUGCAUUAACUUUAAAACAUCGUCAAAAUAAAUUACAACAUCAGCGUAUCAUUGUUUUUAUUUGUUCACCAAUUCAAGAACAAGAAGCUGAUAACUUAACCAAAUUAGCAAAGAAAUUAAAAAAAAAUAAUAUUGCCGUUGAUUUAAUAAAUUUUGGUGAAACUGAAAAAAAUACUGAAAUACUUGAAAAUUUCAUUCAAAUAGUUAAUAAUCCAAAUGAAGAGGCCUCACAUCUACUCUCAAUCCCACGCGAAUUAGCUAAUUCUAAACUACUAUAUGAGCAUAUUGCAUCCUCACCAAUCAUAUUGUCAGAAGAUGCUAUGUCUAAUGCAAUGAGUGGUGGCUUUGGCGGUAAUGACGAUUCUGGAUUCAUGGAUUUUGGUGUCGAUCCAUCUAUGGAUCCAGAAUUAGCCAUGGCUUUACGUCUAUCAAUGGAAGAAGAACAACAAAGACAGGAAAGAUUGAGAAAUCAAAAUAACAAUAACGAUGGUAGUUCGGGCAAUUGA